AUGGCACUUAAGGGUCGUAUUCGGUUCAUCGACGAAAAGCUUUUGGCCGUGGUUGUCGUAUAUGUCGAGGGACUUCAAUAUGAAGCCGAACGCUACGAUUUGUUAAAGAAUGAGAGCUCGUUAUCAAUUGAUUGGCUUCCAAUGUCCCACGAUGUCGUCGAAACCUCCAGAAGGCCACCGACGCUGAGAAGUGUACAUUUUGUAGACGUCGGUGAUCACACAAGCGCAAUUGUUGUCGAACUAUCAUUUGAUGUGCUGAAUAUGAAGCUGAGAUCGACCUAUGAAAUAAGGAUCAAUUCCUUAUACGAUCGUCAUUGCAAUCAAUUUGUGCACCUUUCCUCGCAUGCAGCAAUGAAUGUCACAUUCGCAUGCGAGCGUAUUAUUGGCGCUGAUUGCACUGGAGCUCUGAAAAUAGACCAUCACGCGGUGUGCAAUUUUAUGCGCUCCUAUCACACGCGUGUCAUUGAGAAUCCGAAAUUGGAAAAGCAUGAGAUUGAUGUGAUCAUUGCCAUUGAAAAACGGGAUGAACGCUAUAAAAAGCUGAAAUAUUUCAUUGCAUAUUACGGACCUUGUGAAACUUCGAGUUUGAACAAUGACAUUGGUGAAUGCAUUCUAGAUCUGCAGAAAGCAGAAGUCAAACGCCUAUGCGUUCCCAAUAAACUGAAUUGCUCCUAUGAUCGUUCAUUUAGUCUCACCAUUGUAAAUUUUGAUACAAAUAACAAGUACGGUGUGCAAUUAUGCGGUGUGAUUGACAGACGAUUGGAGCAACCGCCGUUGGUGGAUGGUGUGAGCAAAGUGAUGGCGGAUAUGCUCGCGGUAUCCGCUGCGACCACUUCGAUGAGUGUCUCAUCCGUCAACACCCUUCUCAGAACGCUCAUCGGCUACGCCUUCGUAAUCGCGUUUCUUCUCGUUGUUCUAUCGAUUUUUGUCAUCUACAAAUGUUCAACGGGAAAAUUUCGAUGUAGAGUACAUGAGAAAAAUGUUGAUCAAUACGUGAUUGAUGACAGCAGCUUGAAGCUUUUUGAAGAUUCCGUUAUCGGUGCUGGAAGAUUCAGUAACGUUUACCUGGGACAACUUUCGACAGAUUGGCAUGGUCCGGUAGUUCUUGAUGAUCAACAAAGGGUAGCUGUUAAAAGUAAUCGGCAUAUGGGCAAAAAUGAAAAGCGUUUGUUCAUCGAUGAGAUCGAAGGCUCUAAGGUAGUUGGAAGGCAUUCAAGAAUUGUUGCCUUUAUUGGAACUGUCGUCCUCAAUGGAAGUCUGCUUCAUGUCAUGGAGUAUUGUGGCAAUGGAAAUCUGUUGGACUAUUUGGUUUCAAGGCGAAAGUAUAUGGUUGAGCUUCAAGAAAACGGCAUUGAUUUGAAUGGCUCGUUGGCAAGCAUCACUGAGAUCAAUUUUGACGCGGUAAUUUCCGUUCACGAUUUGCAUCGAAUCGCAUCGCAAAUCUGUUCGGGAAUGGCUUAUCUUUCAUCGAAAUCAAUUGUGCACAAUGCCCUGUGUUCUCGCCACGUUCUAAUGACUCUUGAUCAUAACGUGAAAAUCUCGGAUUUCGGUUUCGUUUCGACACCCAACACCCCAACAUGCACUCCAGUCGACGGUCUUCAGAAAUGGAAUGCGUUAGAGCUUCUUCGCGGCGAGACCUCAACAUCGCUUUCUGACUCGUGGUCUUUUGGCGUCGUCCUUUGGGAGAUUUUUACAAUGGGCGGCCGCCCAUACUAUAAUAUACCCGAUGAGGCAAUUCGAGGAUUGAUCGAGAAAGGUUUCAGAUUACAGAAACCGGAUAACUGCUCUAUUCAAUUGUACCAAUUGAUGCGAGAAUGCUGGUUUGACCAGCCAUCAGAUCGACCGCAAUUUCAGCAAAUGCAGACGAGGCUGACCACAUUGGCUCAGCAAAGAUCGCCGGAGUCGAUGAACUUCAUGACGAUCUCAACACUUUGCGAUUAUUACAUUGAAGAUCAGAAUUCGACAAAAGUGAACACCAACAUCAGAAAAGGAAGUCAUAAUGAUCCAGACGUCAACGACGCAGCAGCGAUGAUAUCAGAAUCUGAAAGAUUAUUGGGAUUCAGAUUUUGA
Molecule: messenger RNA, 2070 nt
Organism: Caenorhabditis bovis
Lineage: Eukaryota; Metazoa; Nematoda; Chromadorea; Rhabditida; Rhabditidae
Source: the annotation of a GenBank genome assembly